CACCCAGAAGCAAGAGAUGUCCAUUUCAAGUCAGGCCUCUCAGCCGUGGAACUGACUGGCUGCCUGAACAUGGACUGCUUUGUUUAGCCAUGGGGCAAACACAGCAAACAGGGAGUUGUGAGGAGAUUGAUGUCAAAGCCAUUCAGGAUAUGUAUAAAAAAUUUGUGCUGGAGUGCCCGAGUGGAGUACUGUUUUUGCACGAGUUUAAACGUUUCUUUGGUGUGGACCCAACAGGGGAAGCAUCUGAUUAUGCGGAGAAUAUGUUCCGAGCCUUUGACAAGAAUGGGGACAAUACGAUCGAUUUUCUUGAAUUUGUAGCAGCACUGAAUCUUGUUUUUCGGGGAGACUUGGAGCAUAAACUACGCUGGUCAUUCAAGGUGUAUGACAAAGACGGUAAUGGCUACGUGGACAGGAAUGAGCUGCGGUCAAUUAUUGAUAGCAUCUAUCGGAUCAAGAAAUACUCAAAGAAAGACAUGAGCGAACCCCAUCUUACAGUUGAUGAGGUUGUGGAACGAAUAUUAGAUGCUGUUGAUUUUGACAGAGAUGGUCACAUUACUUUGGAUGAGUUUGUUAAAGGCGCACAACAAGAUCCAUGGUUGCUUAAUAUGUUGAGGUUGGACAUGAAUCCGGCUGGAUGGGUUAUGGAGAACAGAAGAAAGAGUGCACAUUUCUGAUGUGUCAGAUUCAUACUUGGUGUGAUGUGAAACAGAUGCAGUCAUGGCAAAAGCACGGCAGAUUUUUAUUCCAAUCUGGUGAAAGCCUAAUCUGGCUAACCAGGCUGACUUAUGCCACAUGCACUGCGUCAGUCAGUCUGGUAAGGAGCUGGCAGACCCGAUUUCAAAGGCAGGACCAACAGGGUCAGUGUCAACAGGCUACAACCAAUCGGAUAACUACGGAUGUGACGCAAAAAUCUCCAAGCGACGCAUUCUGUUUUUUUUCAAUUUGUAGUCUGUGAAAUAUGUCCUGCCAUCGAGCAAACUCUCCAGGGAUAACAUUUUUGCCGCUUUUGUCUAAAAAAAGGGUACAUGGUGUACUCACAUGCACAUUAUGAAUUUUCCAAGGCACCAAGCAACAGACGUUUCUUUAUGAAUAUUGUUAUGGCACCAGAAAAGUGCUGCUGCAUUAUGGGUAAUUCUGCUGCUGAGAGUGAUGCAUUGUAAGGUCCCACCUCCCGCGCUGUGAUUGGUCCGGUCUGUUUUGGGCCGGAUGGAAUGGAGCCUUACCAGACUGAUUUAUGCUCCGUGUAAUUCAGUCUGCCUGGCCAGGCUAGUAAAAGCCAUCUCAUUUUCCAUCCGUCUAUGCAGUUUCGUUUGAGCAGUUAGUUUUACAUUAACCAGUUAAAAAAUGUAUUGUUUUCAUCCAUUUUAAUUAGUUAACCAUGAUUUGGCUUUUCACACUAUAACAACCCAUUACAAUAAUUAUUGUAGAAAAAAAAGGAUGUUUAUUGGCUUGUGUACAUGACUCUGGUUUCACUGUUACUGCUCUUCUAACGACCAUGCUUCAAUUUACUCACCGAAAAUAUUCUACCACCAUUCCUGUUUAGUUAUUUCUAAUGGUGCAUUUUACACAAAUCAAAAGCCUUCUUGUCAAAGUGUCAAUGUGUAAAUAAUGACUUAAUAUAAUGCUUUUUUAAAAA
Molecule: messenger RNA, 1636 nt
Organism: Fundulus heteroclitus (mummichog)
Lineage: Eukaryota; Metazoa; Chordata; Actinopteri; Cyprinodontiformes; Fundulidae
Product: guanylyl cyclase-activating protein 2
Exons: 4
Coding region: 90-674 (194 amino acids)
Biological process (GO): visual perception
Cellular component (GO): cone photoreceptor outer segment; photoreceptor inner segment
Molecular function (GO): calcium sensitive guanylate cyclase activator activity; calcium ion binding
Source: RefSeq, a predicted model, not a curated record